Molecule: messenger RNA, 240 nt
Organism: Phytophthora nicotianae INRA-310
Lineage: Eukaryota; Oomycota; Peronosporomycetes; Peronosporales; Peronosporaceae
Exons: 2
Coding region: 1-240 (79 amino acids)
Source: RefSeq, a predicted model, not a curated record
AUGCACUCGCAGGGGAAUGGGCCAUCGUUCACACUGCUCACAGAUUCAGAGCUGCUCAGGAUAUCAUUACUACUUCUGUCCCAGCCACCACAACCCGAUCCUUCACUAUUUGGAAAACAAACAUUCGAUAAAGUUCACGAAUCUGGUCAGCAGAAGUCUACAGCGUCUAGUGUGCACUACCAUCAUCACCACACACCUGCCAAAAGUUGGGGCUAUGCUGGUAUGUGCCCAUACAAGUAA